CUGGACAAUGAAUUUCGGAAACAAACAAGCCAAGCUUGCCGCAGUAUUAGGCAAACGCAAGAUAGUCUACGUGGACCUAGCAGCUAUUCAAACAAAGUUCAAUUAGCACCUCCUGAUAUUUCUAAGACUCCGAUAUUCACAGCUCCUUCCUUCAGUUACAUAAAUUACCUGAAGCACAUAGUUUUCGUCUAUGGAAUCGACAUUGUGUCUAUCAUUGUCUCAAUAGUGGUUUUCUCAAAGUUACUUGAUUAUAUCUUCCCGUUGAACGAAGACGCAUCUGCCGAAUUGAAUGUUUUCAACGCUCGUAUCAUUCCUGUAGAAGACUUAGGUUCAAGCAAUGAAGAGUUCAUAACAGGGGAGACCGUUAUUCCCGAGAAAACAGUGAAUUGGAAACAAAUAGCUGAGAUACGUGAACAUCUUAGACAGCAGCCGAAGACACUCCAGGAAGAACUCUGCAGCCAGGGUGUUUGUUAUCAAGUGUAUGAUUAUUCGUCUGGAACUGAUUACGAGUCGACUAUGCAACGUCGUCUAGUUCAGACAAAGGGAGGCAAGGAGAUGAAUUUAGGAACAGCUGAAUUGCAGAUACCUGAAGAGUUGUCGUGGGCCAAUGUUAAUACCUCAACAUGGAACAUUCACACUCUCGUUAUUGUUUCCCAACAUACGAAAGCAAUGAUGGCUUCAGCCUUCUUCACAGAG
Molecule: messenger RNA, 696 nt
Organism: Auanema sp. JU1783
Lineage: Eukaryota; Metazoa; Nematoda; Chromadorea; Rhabditida; Rhabditidae
Source: the annotation of a GenBank genome assembly